Fusarium vanettenii 77-13-4 is the source of this 1596-nucleotide messenger RNA. RefSeq lists its product as uncharacterized. The transcript has a single exon. The record is from RefSeq and is a predicted model, not a curated record. The annotation marks the transcript as partial. NCBI's taxonomy places the organism in Eukaryota, Fungi, Ascomycota, Sordariomycetes, Hypocreales, Nectriaceae.
GAAUCUCCUGUGCUCUCUUUCUGGGGUCCUGAACCCAUUGCCCUUCCUUCGCGUUUCGCUCGCAUCAAGCGCAACCUUAUUCACGGACACGAGGCCGAGCUCGAAGCCAGCUGGACCCGUCUUAUUACUGCUCUCCGCGACGAGGUUAGCCGUAUCGAAGAUCUCGGCGCUCACUUGAUUCCCUCGAUUGAGUUUUCUGACAUUGACGAUGAAGCCCAGACUGCCCGCUUUGGCCAUGACCUAAAGCGUUACGGUGUCGGAGUCAUUCGCAAGGUCGUUCCACGAGCUGAUACUGAUACCGCUGUCCGCGAGACUGUCGAUUACCUCGAUAGCAAACGCCACAUAAAAGCGCUCCAACACGACCCGGCAUGUUUCGAUUUCUUUUGGACCCCGGCCCAAGUCCGCUCGCGCGCGCAUCCCAACAUUCUCAGCGCCCAGCGAUUUAUGAUGGGCUUAUGGGAAACAAGCCCGGAUGAUCAACUUGUCACUAGGCUACCCAUUACCUAUGUCGAUCGCAUUCGAGUGCAUGGCAAUACGGAAAACCAGUCCAACGGUCUCAACGUACCGCCUCUUGAACCCCCACAAUCCGCUGAUGACUGGAUUCAAGCUCUGCAGUCUUCGGCUGGGAUCAUUGCUCAGGUUGACAAUGGCUCUCUGGAGCGCUGGGAGCCUGAUGGCUAUCAACAUGCAGGGACUUACAACAAUAUUUUCCAUGGCCGCUGGGAAGAUCAUGAUCCAUGGGAGUGCACCAGUCGUACCUCUGUGACGACAGAUCUCUACAACGGUUAUGGUGCCUGUACUAUUUUCCGCAUGUUCCAAGGAAUCUUGGCCCUUUCUACGGUUGAGCCUGGCAUGGUGCGUCUGCUACCGUCACCCAAACUAGCAACGGCCUACUACCUACUGCGUCCGUUCUUCACCACCAAGAAUCCUCCUCCUGAAACGCGCAGCGGGCCUGAGUGGGAUGCCUACUUGGCUCCUGAGAACUGGCAACUACAGCGGGACCCUGAUUCGAUCAUUCACGGAGCUGUCCCAGGCCAUGCACAGAGAAUCACCGAAAUCUGGCACCCGCACUUACACUUGAGAAGUAGCAUGAUCACAUUACCCACGCUGCAGCCCGGUGACUACAUCUUAUGGCACCCUGAUCUCCCAUACUAUCUCUCCAGCAACAACUAUGGCCUCAAGACGCCGAGCGGUAGCAACAGCGAAGUCAGUAUGCUCGUGUAUAUGCCAGCAGCUCCUCUUACACAAACGAACGCACUCUACCUGGCGCGGCAGAGAAAAGCGUUCCAAAGAGGCCACCCCGGUCCGGACUUCGACUCCACCGGUAGGGGUAUAGUUGAAGAAGACUCCGAUACGCGACCUGGAGAGAAGGAGAUUGCCGACGUCGGUGGUCCGGCCGCAUUGCAGGCCAUGGGCCUGGCUCCUUGGGAAGUCGCUGGAACUCGUUCCGGAUCACCACCCAGCGACAAGGCAAAAUCCAAUGAGGAGGAUGUGGAUAUGGAGGCUGAGACUAGAAGCCUCAUGAGCUCUUCCUCGAUCUCACGAGCUGAGGCCGAGGUUGUGCGUCUGGCCAACAUCAUCCUUUUCCCGGACAGG